Patella vulgata (common limpet) is the source of this 6438-nucleotide messenger RNA. Its product is annotated as putative RNA-binding protein EEED8.10. Bases 181 to 1341 code for a protein of 386 amino acids. Gene Ontology annotation, molecular function: RNA binding; protein binding. NCBI's taxonomy places the organism in Eukaryota, Metazoa, Mollusca, Gastropoda, Patellidae. Gene Ontology annotation, cellular component: SCF ubiquitin ligase complex. Gene Ontology annotation, biological process: SCF-dependent proteasomal ubiquitin-dependent protein catabolic process. The record is from RefSeq and is a predicted model, not a curated record. The transcript has 20 exons.
GCGAGCCAGCGUCUUACCCACUUAGCCACCGUGAUCCCCUGAACAAAACAGAUUUAUAUUUUGUUUCUAUUCCAGUUAUAAACAUAUAACAGUGAAAAAGAUAAAACCACACCAUGUUUGUAGAUUCAGUUAAAAGUACAAAGUUUUUGCGAUGCUGUGUGUAAAAUAAAAAAAAAUAUAAUGUCUGUGUGGACAGAUUUUGAGAGAGAAGUCGUUAUCGAUGGUGAAAAUAAAAUGGAAGAGAAGGAGAAUGUUAGUUUAGAUAGAAGAUUAUUUGUUGGGAAUAUCGGAUAUAGAACUAGCGAAAAAGAACUUAAAGAUUUUUUUCAGAAGUUUGGUAGGGUGAACAGACUUCAUCUACCUAAAGACCAUUACAGAAAGUUACCAAGAGGGUUUGCUUUUGUAACAUUUUCUACAGCAGAAGAAGCUCAGAUGUGUUUACAGGCUGAAGAUGAAAGACUGGUUCUACAAGGCAGAUUACUUCGAGUUCAUAUGGCUGAACAAUCUAAACGAGUGAACACAAGAAGAUAUGAAAAUAACAAUAAUAAUCAUGACCAACAGGUGCUUGUAUCAGAUAGUACUGAAGUUACAGAUCUUGGAACAGCAAAAGAAAUGCCAGUAUUUAACAUAAAUAUACCAGAUGAAUUAUGGGAAAAGAUUUUUUCUUUUCUUCCUCUUCGUGAUAGGAUCCGAAUAGAACGAGUUUGUCAUAGGUGGAAGAAAUUGGCCUUGAGACUCUGGAAAAGACAGAAAUCACUGGAUUUUUACAAUACUUUCAGAAGAUUUGAAAGUUUAACAGAUAAAAUGUUAAAUUCAAUAUUAAAAAGAUGUGGACCGAUAUUAAAAUCACUUGACUUAUCUUCCUCUCCAAGACUUUUAACAGAUUAUUCUAUGCAGAUAAUCAAUAAGUAUUGUCCGAGUCUAGAGAAGUUAGAUUUAUCAGGAGUAGAUGCUACUAAUAUUUCUAUACGUGAUUUAACUCAAGAUCUUCACACAUUAAAGUGGGUAAGAUUACAGAGAUGUUUGUAUAUUGGAGAAAAGGGAUUAUGGUGGUUGUUACAUAAUAAUAAAGAUCUAGAAUAUUUAGAUGUUACUGGUAAUAUUAAACUUACAGGUCAGUGUUUCCAUAUGAUUGGUCCGAAAGUUAAAAUCAUGGUACUGAAAGAAUGUAAAAAGUUAUGUGAUGUUGGUAUUGAGAAGAUUAAAGAUAGAUGUGUUGAUUUAGAGGAGUUAUAUAUAACAGAUUGUUGUUUAUUAACCAGUAAAUCUAUACUUACAAUAACACAGGUUGUACAGUUAUCUCCCUUUAUUCUCCAUUGUCCCCCAGUUAGAUCUAUUUGAUAAGGCCAACUUCAAGUUUGAUCAAAGGUCACGAGACGUAAACAGGGCUAGCACAAGCUAAUCCCAACCCUAACCCUGGACCUAGCCCCAAUGCUCACCCAAAGCCUAACCUACAAUCUCACCAAUAAGCACGUGCCCUAACCUUAUUUAAAUCUUAGCGACCUUGACUAAAAUUGAGCUGGCCAUAACAAAUAAAUUAAGCCAUUGUCCCCUCCAAAAUUGAAAUUUCAUGGUUUCUGAUUAGUCGAACAAUAGUGUCUAAUCAAUAUAACCAUACUCUAAUUUUCAAUAUCCUUAAAAUGUUUCGCUUUAAAUUUCAUUGGGCUGCGAAUUAAUAUAUUCUUCGUCGCAUUAGAAUACCUUCACAGUGGCUAAAAAUAUUACCUAUCAAGUCGUUAUUCCAGCAAAUCGUUAUGAAAUCCUGCUUGUAUAUCAAUUCUAAUCCAAUUCAAUGAUGGAUCCCCCCCCCCCCACUAGCACUGAUCACUAUUAGUGGUACACCUAAUCCUAGCUAUCAGGGCCACAGUGACUAAGUGAGUAAGGUUGUUGGCUCACUAUCCAGGAGGUCACGGGUCAGAUCAGUGUUGGCAAAAUAAAUUCCUCAGGAUUUUUCAAGACGUUGAUUGCUAGGAUGAAAAACCAAGCUCCAGUAGACACGUUGGAGUGUACGUAGAAUAACCCUUGACAGUUGAAGGGUAGGUAGAAACUUGGAUGUGUAUCAUACAAUGGUACAACUGCUCCUGUAGCUAUGAUCUUACUCUCAAAUCACCUGAACUUGAAUUCUAUUAGAGAUGGCUGUAAAAAAAACAAACUCUAACAACUGAAGCUGAACCAUUGCUUGUUGAUGCACAAAAUAAAUUCUGAAUAUUUCCUUUUUUCAGAGUUUUUCCCAUUUGAGAAUUUUACACUGCGGUGGUUCAUUACAUGAUGUAACAGAAGAAACAUGGACUCAACUUCAACAUUUAAAAUUAUUGGAAGAGUUAAAUUUAAGUCAGAAUUGUGGUUUAACAGAUGAAGCUGUGGUUGCCAUAGCUACAGGUUGUUAUAAUCUCAGGGUUUUAGAUUUAAGCGGAUGUCAUCGUUGUUUAACAGAUGAAGGUAUUCAAUCUCUGUCCUUAUUAGGAAAUCUAACCAAACUUAAUAUCAGCUAUUUAUAUCAGAUAACGGACGUCAGUUUAAAUCAUAUAUCAACGACUGGUAAAUUACAACAACUGAUAGUCCGAGCUUGUUCGGAUAUUACUGAUACAGGAGUAGAAGAUAUAGUAUUUAACUGUCCACAGAUACAACUAAUAGAUGUCUCUGGUUGUAUACAGAUCACCAACAAAUUAAUACAAACAGUUAUCUCCCUUACACAUGAUAAUACUCACCAACUUCUACUCAAUGUUGGAGGAACAUGUGUUGUCAAUGAAGAGUUACCACCCUUACAUACAUCUCUAUCAGUAUCUCUACAAGAUUAUUCUAGUUAUUAUCUACGUCCAGAUAAACAUUUAUUAUUACCAGACCCUGAAGAAGAUGAUGAUGAUGAUGUGAAGGAAGAUACACCAUGGUAUGGUCAACCUCAAGCAUCAGGUGUUAUGGUUGCCGCUGGUUACGAAGAGAAUAUUUGGGAGGAAGAAGAUUGUGACGAUCAGUUUGAUGACAUCACAGAUGAAUUCCUGGAUAACGACGAUUGUCUAGCAGCAGAAAGAUGGGAAAUGUCGUAGCUGAUAAUUAUAUCCAUUAGUUUAGAUGGAGACCAGGAUGUAUAUCUUGUAAUGUUACGAACAAUGAUUUGUAUGAAAGCUAAUUGUAUGACUCGAAAUGUUAUAAACAGUAUCACUCAAAAUGUUAUAAACAGUAGCACUCAAAAUGUUAUAAACAGUAUCACUCAAAAUGUUAUAAACAGUAUCACUCGAAAUAUUAUAUGACUCGAAAUGUUAUAAACAAUAUGACUUGACAUAUUAUAUGACUCGAAAUGUUAUAAACAGUAUGACUCGAAAUAUUAUAUGACUCAGAAUGUUAUAAACAGUAUGACUCGAAAUAUUAUAAACAGUAUGACUCGAAAUGUUAUAAACAGUGUGACUCGACAUAUUAUAUGACUCGAAAUGUUAUAAACAGUAUGACUCGAAAUAUUAUAUGACUCAGAAUGUUAUAAACAGUAUGACUCGAAAUAUUAUAAACUGUAUGACUCGAAAUGUUAUAAACAGUAUGACUCGAAAUGUUAUAAACAGUAUGACUCGAAAUGUUAUAAACAGUAUUACUCGAAAUGAGAGAAAUAGUCUAACUAAGAGUAAUUGGUUGGAACUAGUCCUAUUAUUAACAGAAAUUGGCUGGAAUGCUAGGUGUAUGACUAAUAAAGGUAUAGGCAGUAAUUGCAGAGUGCUAACUGUAUGACUUGUAUUAUGAUAUUAUUGGUUGGAAUGCUAGCUGUACCAUUAUAAACAGUUAUUGCAGAGUGCUAACUGUAUGACUCAUAUAUGAUAUUAUUGGAUGAAAUGCUAUAAACUGUUCUAAACAGUUAUUGGUUGGAAUGCUAGCUGUAUGGCCUUGUACCAUUAUAAAUAGUUAUUGGUUGGAAUGCUAGCUGUAUGACCUUGAACUGUUAUAAACAGUUAUUGGUUGGAAUGCUAGUUGUAUGACCUUGUACUGUUAUACCAUUAUAAACAGUUAUUGGUUGGAAUGCUAGAUAUUGGUCUUGUACGGUUAUAAACAGUUAUUGGUUGGAAUGCUAAAUACACUAACGUUCAUGAUUUAAUUGAGAGCAUAAAUACAUGUAACUAGGGACCUGCUUUACACAGCCAAUGAAAAGAAGGCUGCUUUAUACUGAAACUUGCCUUGUAUAAAUUGAAACUACAGUGAAAUUGUAUUGAUGUAAUUGUAUCACUGUUUUUAAGCUCAUUUAUUUUAGAGCCUGUUUUAAUAUUUGUUUUACAUUAUUUUACCAGUAUUAGUAAUAACCGGUAAUGUAAUCAUGCUUUCAGUAUGUAAAUAUUGUUAUAGUUUGUUUAUCUUUUAAUAUGUAAUUGAAACCAGCAAGAAUAGUCUGGAUUCUACACAUUUACAGUAUCUGUCGGUUUUCUAAGUUGUCAGAAAAAAGACAAAGUAUGCUGAACAAAAUGACAGGCAUCAGAGGCCUGUGUCUGACCAAGCCUGAAUCUGUACUUGACAAUAUCUGUGACAGGUGACUUAUUUCCCAAUUAAGAUUCUACACUUUUAUCUGUCUUUUUAUAAACUAUCUAGUCAUUUGGAUGGGAUGAAAAACGGGUGUAUUAAAAAUACUAAUAAAAACAUAGAAGAAAGACAGAUAUGUACUGGACAAUAUGACAGGCAUCAGAGGAAUUCGUACCUGACAUGGAUUGAAUCUGUACCGGACAAUGUCUAUGAUAGGUGCCUUAAAUUCAGGCUUGUUUAUUAGACCUAGAGUAAGGCCAAGAUGACAAAUAACUUGACCAAAUGUUUAUAUGAUAAUGCCUCUGAAAGUCUCUUGAGUCACAUGCAAACUACAAUAUUUUGUGAAAGUUGAAUCUCUAAUAAAUGAAUAUAAUCAGUCUAUUAAAGAUACAUUGUGAGAGAUUCGGUAACGAGUUGGCAGUUCUCACUAUAAUAGUUAAAAACUAGAUAAUGUAAAGGGAAUUUGCCGAAAAUUUCAUUCAAAUUGAUCCACUAUGAACCGAGAACUAAGCGACUGAAAUUCCCAUAAGCCUCGGUCAUCAUUACUAAAGUCAGUACGAUAAACAGCAUAGUCUCUAUUAUCCAUUUAAUCGUUUAAUCGAGAAGGAAAGUUAUGCAGUAAAAACGCUUACAAUCCACUAAAGAUCGCAGGCUAGCGCUGCCAUCUAGAGUUGAUUAUGGUCUGGAUAGGUUAAUUAAUGUCUAAUUAAUAAUUUAGAUAAGAUUUCAGGCCUAAAGAAAGACCUGAAAUAGACAGAUUUAGCUCUUGCAUAAUGUAUGUUUAAAUGAUGCACACAGAGACUUUCAUGUAAUGAUUUUAUUUGAAUUUUGAUUUCAUGUUAAAUAAUGUUUAAAGCUAAUUAUUUUUAUAAGAUUUUAAUUAUGAACAAGGUUUAUAAAACUAGUCAAUUGGAUGGGACAUAUAAUACUAUUAAGGCCAUACGAAAAAAAAUAUUUGGGUUCUUCCAAACAAUCUGAUGCAGUAAUUUUGUUCUUUAUUUUGUCAUGUGGUUAAAUGGCAUUCCAGGUUGGGUUUUUUUCAAGUGCAUGCAGAAGCAUGAGAACCAAAUAUUUUUUUUUAUACAGCCUAAUAUGUUUUUGUCAUUUUAAUAAGCAGAUAUGUUAUGCCUCAUUGUUUAUGUUAUGUUUUUGGAUCAGAACAGGUCCCCAAGCACUAUUCUUCUUCUUCUUCUUGUUCUAUUUUGGUUAUUCAUGUUCUGAUUCUGUUAUUCAUUUAACGUUGUUACUGAUAGUAUUUUCUUGUUCUGGUUCAAUGUCUAGUGGUCCGCUAUCCUGAUUAGUUGCCUGUUGUCAGUUUAAUACUGAAUGAUUUGCAUCAUGUGCCUGGGCCUGUGGGUUGAGGACUUUGAUGAUGAAGUUAUUCUGGCACAGAUUUUUUAUAUAUAUAUAUAUAUAUAUGUGACUAAAUCAUGUUGUAUUUUGAUAUUUAAUGGACUUAUUUGGGUAAGAAUUCAAACAUACCCCAAUUCGUCAAUAGGCAGACGAAGGGACUUAUCGUCAAUAGGUUACAGUAGGAAGAUAAGUCACUUCGUCUGCCUAUUGACGAAUUGUACAUUAGUUACCGAGAAACUAAAUGUGAUUAAUUUCGAACAUUAUCCUGAGCUACUGACAAAACUAGACGGCCUAUGUAUAUCACAAGAUAAUGUAACCGUUCAAAUCAUGUAGAAAUAAUACGAUUUGGAAUAAAAAAAAAAUUAUGAACUCGCAUCGAAAAUUAUCUUUCUUUUUAACAAAACUGAUAAAACUAGAUUGCCUAUGUAAAUCACUCACAAGACAUUGUAAACAUAAAAAAUCAUGUAGAAAUAAUACCAAUUGAAAAGAAAGAGAAUUGACCAGUUGCUUUAAUUUGUUUUCCAGUUGCCUUUUCACUUAUUUUAAGGCAUUGGGCCAUGAAUUUUUUAUGUUAAUAAAUUGUUUGAUACCAUA